Messenger RNA from Maylandia zebra (zebra mbuna), 5592 nucleotides. It is a transcript of the gene shisal1b, whose product is annotated as shisa like 1b. The record is from RefSeq and is a predicted model, not a curated record. Lineage: Eukaryota; Metazoa; Chordata; Actinopteri; Cichliformes; Cichlidae.
UUUUUCUCUCACUCGCCCACUUAGUAUCAUUUCAUCUCUCUCUCCCUCUCUCUCUCUCACCACACUCUCAGUCGCUGAGCUCUAACGGAUGGGGAUACACCGCCAAGGAGGACUUAGGGGUGAGAAGUGUGUGUUUCUUCUCUUCUCUGGUGUGUUUUCGUUCUCUUCCGCCUGGCUUCCCUCAUGAGCUGUUAAUUCCAGCCCUGGUCCUGAGGAUGAGGAGGAUCUGUUUGUGAGGAAGACGCAACAAAGGAAGAGAGAACAAGGAGCAACAGGGUGGCAAAUUCUGCAAGCGGGAGUGAGCAAAAAGAUCUUUUCUUUUUCUCCAGGCUCAAGCAAGGAGCCCUGAGUCUAAGAAGCAGCCAUGUGAGAGAAGCUGUCAGCGAGCAGAGGAUGCCCACGUCCAGCUAAAGCAGCCCUUCCCCCCCCUCUCUCCCCACCCUCCUGCUCCCUCCCUUCUUCCCACAUGAGGACAAGAAGAUGACUAUCUCCAGCCGGCAGUCCUUCAAUGUCCUGACGGUCAUCUUCCUCCUACUGUCCACUGCAGCCCUCUCUGCUCAUUACCGAGUGUGUGAACCUUACUCUGACCACAAAGGGCGGUACCACUUUGGCUUUCACUGCCCACGCCUCUCAGACAACAAGACCUAUAUGUUCUGCUGCCACCACAACAACACCGCCUUCAAGUACUGCUGCAACGAGACUGAGUUCCAGUUGGUCAUGCAGGUCAACCUCACCACCACCCCUGAUGGUUAUGCACACAAUAAUUAUACAGCCCUGGUCGGUGUGUGGAUCUACGGCUUCUUUGUGAUGGUGCUGCUGGCUCUGGACUUUCUCUACUACUCAGCCAUAAACUACGAGCUGUGCCGGAUCUACCUGGAGAAAUGGGGUCUUGGAGGACGCUGGCUGAAGAAGGCUCGGAGUCAGUGGCACAGGUCCAUGCCAGAGGAGAGCGAAGCCCAGGCUCAAGCGCAGCCCAUGGUCCCCACCCACUUCCAGCCCAGACACAGCCUCAGAGGGGAGAGCCACAGCCCUACGCUCCUGCCCUACAACACAUCCACCGCAUGAAUGAUGCUGUGAGUGGAUGAACAGAAGAGUAGCAACACCUGGUUUCCUUACAUGGUACAGAGGAGAUGUUCCCCAGUCACCCCUCUCUGGACCACAAACACAGCAUCACUGGUGGGCUAGCCAUACUGUAGUAGCUAGAAGUGACUACUGUCCCCUUUCUAAUGAGCACAAAAUACCCACAGACUAACAGAAUCAGGCGAAACAGCUGAAGAAAGCCUGGAAAGCCACACAGACGAAUGUAUCGCUGCUUCUACAGAAGGGAGAGAUGGAUGCAUUUAUCUGCUUAUAGGGUUUAACUGAUUCCCUAAAGUAUCUGCCAAGGCCUGGAGUACCCCAAACAAAUCCAAGAUGAACUGGAUAAACUGUACUCACAAGUGAGAAAGCUUGCCUAUUUAAAGAAAAAAAAUAAGAAAAAAAAGCUUAUUUCUAGAUAUAACAUGUUUAUUAAACUGCUGUGUCACUUUGUGUUCAGUAGCAGUUAGACACAGUUGUGGGUUAUCUAUUUGGUGAUUUAUUUAUGUGAAGUAGUCAGAGAAAAUAUAUGAGUGGCUAACAAUCUGAUUAUGUAAUGGCUUAGGUUGAUGCUGAGCAUCUCACUUAGAGUAGAAUGUUUUUGUUACCUACUGAAACCAGAAAAAAUGCCUCUGCAGCCACGAUGAAAAACAAACAUCUUAUACAAAAUGUUUUUGGUCUCCUUUCUGCAAAACAAGCGAUUUCUUGAAACAGUGUCGGAAAAGGACGUAAGGCCAUAAAAAUAAACUGCUGAAACUUCAAAACAUGAGGGUUUUCCAUCUUCACACAAGCAUUAAUGAGGAUCAGGGAUGCCUUCAUAACAGCCACAGUCUUUAUGCUAAUUUACACAUAUCCGUAUCCCUUGGCAAAGAGCCUAAAGACCUGAGUGAAACCCUUACUUAUCAAAUUACAAGUUUGUGACAGUUUUCUAUAACAUCACCCACUGACCUAUUUGACCUUCCUCGUUAUUAGGGCUGCCUGAGAUCAGCUUCAUUAGCAAUAUGACGCAAAAUAAUAUCCAUUAGUCUCUUUAUACGAAGUGCUCCAAAUUCCACAUGGGUAACAGGCAACUGUAAGUAACUAGCCAUAACAGAAAAUGUUUCCAAAAGAAAUAUCAGUAAACCCCUUUCACUGUCAGCAAUAAUGUACAGAAGCUUAACCAGAGGAUCACAUGGUAUGUAAAAAUCAGAGUCAGCUAAAUGAGCAAUGGGUAAUCACUGAGGUGUAUCACAGAAUUUUUGGCUCAGUUUGCAUUUAAUAAGACGGUGAUGUAAGUUAAAUGGAGAUAUACUGUUUCUGGAUAAUGAACUCUUUUUUUUUUCAGCUCUUUAAGAAAAAAGACAUGAUUAUCUCUUACUAAAAGAAACUCUUGCACACUUUUUACGUUAACGCUCAGUGUAUUUCAUAGCAAAAACUGUCAAUUAUUAUUUCAAACCGCCACCAGUAUGGUAUUUAUUUAUUUAAAUCUUUGUUUUAUUUAUCCCUCAGAUCUAAAACCAGUGAUUUGGCGAAUGUUGUGGGGAAAUAAUUAUUUGAUCCCCUGCUGAAAUGAACAGUUUCUAAUUUUUAUAGUAGUUUCAUUUUAACAGAAUCUCAACCAAAAAUCCAUAAAACAAAGACACAUUAAAUAAAAGUUAUAAAUUGAUUUGCACCUCAUUGAGUGAAAUAAGUAUUUCAUUUGUGCGAAACAUGACUUAGUGCUUGCUUUUGCACACAUCUCAGGAGGGAUUCUGGCCCACUCUUCUUUACAGAAACUAUAAAUCCUUUAAGGUUUCUUGGCUGCCAGUUCACAACUCUAAGUUCGUCUCCCUCCACAGAUUUUCUAGGAUUGAGAUCGGGAGAUUAGCUAGGCCACGACCUUAAGGGCCUUUUUCUUGUUGCCUUGGCAGUACAGUAUGUUUUGGGUUACUGGAAGACCCAUCCACAGCCUAUCUUCUGGCUCUUAAGUGGCCAGUGGACUGUUGUUGUUGCAUCCAUUGACCUCAGUGUGGUGAAGUCAUCCCACACCCUUAGUGGAAAGAUGGCUCCAAAGUACAAUGUUUCCACCUUUGUGCUUGACUGUGGGGAUGGUAAUGUUUGGGUCAUACUCAGCUUACAUACACAGGGGGUCAAGUUGAUGCCAAAGAGCUUGAUUUUGGUUUCAUCUGACCACAGCACUUUCUCCCAAGCCUUCUCUGAAUCAUUUAGAUGUUCACUGGCAAAGACGGACCUGUACAUGUGCCUUCUUGAGCAGGGAGACUUUGCGGGCACUGCGCGCUACCAAUGGUGUUUUUGGUGAUUGUGGUCUCAACUGCCUUCAGAUCAAUAACAAGCUUCUCCCAGGAAGUUUUGGGCUGAUUCACCACCUUUGACAUGAUUAUCCUCACUUCAUGAGACAAGAUCUUGCAUUGAGCUCGAGAUGGAGGGACAUGUUGUUCCAUGCACAUCUACAAUUGCGUCCUUGACAUUCUUGGACAUCUCUUUGGUCUUACCUAUGGUCACGGUGAGGUUGAAAUGGAAGAAACUGAUUGUGUGGACUCGUGUGCUGGGCACACAGCCAAUUUGUGGGAUCAAACAUUUAUUUCACUCAAAGGCAUGCAAAUAUAUUUAUAACUUUUAUGUGAUUUGGGGUUUUUUUCUGGAUUUUAAAUUCAGAAAAAAAUUAAUUCAGGAAAGGAGAAAAUAAUUAUUUCCCCUAUUUGUGGGAUUUUGGAUUGACAAAAAAGUGAAACAAUUAUUACACUGCUUUAGAGGUGGUUGCAACUAAAGAUUUGAUUUAAUUAUGAAUUAUGAAUCUGCCUGUUGCUUUAUCAACAGAUGAAUGAAUCGCUUGGUUUGUGUUUCAGAGAAAAAAGUGGAAAAAAAUAAGUAAAUUUAGCAAUCAGUAUUUAAGUAUCACAGGAAGAUGGAAACUGAAGGAAGGAAGAUGAAAACUGGGGAAUUUUGGUCAUUUUUACAAAAUUAAUGGUAAAUCAACUGGCUAUUAGACUAGGAAAAAGUUGACUGUUUUACCUCUUAUAGUUUAGGUAAAGUUGUUACCCAAAGCUGCUGAGAUCGACUUUCUUGGCUAUCCAUAAAUGCUGUCCUUUGUGUUUGGAGAAAAGCAUGCAAAGCAGCUGCAGCGGUGCCAGUUUUUAUAUGAGUGACAGUGUGUGACGACCAGGUGGACAGAAGGUAGGUACAGUGGGGGGGUUGGUGGGUGUAGGGGGGGGUGUGGGUAGGGGGUUGUCUGUUCCAGUCUUGCAUCUGGUAGUCUGGCAGCUGCUGAGCUUAUACAUGGAGCACUUUGCAUGUGCGCUGAAAGCUAACAGCACAUACUGUUAAUCAUUAAGAGUUGGCUGACUCAACACAAACACACCAACAGAAACACAAAAAAGCCAGCUAUUAGACUUGUCUGUUGCCUUCGUUUUUCCAUCUCUCUGUCUCAUGAAGUUUAAGUGGAACCUAACAGAACUGUGGUCAAGUGCUGUAAGUGGGGCCUGCUAGCGUCAUCCUCAGUUAUCAGCAAUAAUAUUCAAAUUUGUAGAGUUGUUAGAGCAAGUUAAUCCCCAUUUCAAUAGCUAAAGUUUAAGUGUGUGUGUGUGUGUGUGUGUGUGUGUGUGUGUGUGUGUGUGUGUGUGUGUGUGUGUGUGUGUGUGUGUGUGUGUGUGCGUCCCAGCAAGCUUGUGCCAUCGCUUUUAGGAGCAGAGAAGCAGGAUGAGUCCAAGUAAAAUAAUUGGCCUGGAGAUCAGCAGUGGUUCAAAAUUACACUCUCUUGCUGUCUCCCUCGAGCUGCCCUCCUAUUCCCAGAGUGUGAACAGCAGUAGCAAACAGGGCAGGAGAGAUUUUUAAUUAGUCCCCAACGCUGGAUAAGUGGGGAAAAAAUCAGAUACGUUCGAGAACAUGUCGCUUUCAGGGCUCUGUGCUGUGUUUUGACCUGUAAUAAGGAACAGGACAUUUGUUCUUAUCACCAAUAAUGUAAUACAGUAGUCGUACCCAGGGAAUUUUAAAAAGCUUCACUUUGCCUCUGACAAGCAGUAGCAGGGUCACAAAUGGAUUCCCUCAAGAGACAUAUACAAGGAAUCUCUCCUCUCUUUUCUUUUCAUUUUUAAUGUUUUGUGAUGUUUUCUGUUUUGUUGAAAACAGUCUUGACUCUGGCCUGAUGUGAUGUGGUACUGUAAAUCGUAUCAGCUCAACCCUCUUCCCAUGUCAAAAAAAAUUAUAUAUAUAUUAUAAUUAUAUAUAUAUAUAUAUAUAUAUAUAUAUAUAUAUUUACAGUAAAAAAGGAUGGGAAGAAGGAAGCACAUAGCUGUUUCACUCUGUCCAGGUUGUCAUGGUAACAGUUGCCUUACAGUUGAAUACCCACCUGUACAAAGAAGCUUUGUAGUGGCUGAUACCUCACUUUUUGGGUGUGGUGGUGGUGAUGAUGACGAUAAUGUGCACCACGUUCUGUCUAUGUAUUUCCUACUAGAUAGAACGAGCAGUACCGUUUUUAGUUCGAUUGUUAUUGCACUUGUUGACUUUGUAUUGUCACGACAGGGAGAAAUAAAGUUUUAU